CCGACGGUUGCGCUUGCUACCACUGCUCGCGCUGCUCAGCCCAGGAGUCAGUGAUCGCCGCCAAUCCCCCCACCCCUGCAGUCGAUCCCCCCGGCCUGUUCUCGACUCCUCUUGGGCCGUCAGCACUCCCCGAGGUUGCGACUCAGAAGAGGAGCAGGACAGAGUUCCAUGGGACCGUCAUGAAAGUUCCAGGGCAGCCGUCAGCCAACCCACCGGGCCCCUCGGGCCAGCCACAUCCCCCCAGUGCCCAGGAGCUGUUGGAUUUGGCUGUGUACGGAGACCACCUGAAUCUCUACCAGCCAGGACUCCCCCAGCACCCUCACCUCCAGUCAAGAGCCACUUCGGCGCCUUCCACCGGCUUCGGGCUCUCAGACUACGGCGGUGCGGGGACCAACCCCUACCUGUGGCUAAAUGGGCCGGCCCUCAGCCAGCCCUCGUACCUGCCCAGCUACAGCGGCCCCGGACAGCGCCCGUUCCUGCCCCCUUCGUCCGGCUUCGGGGCCGCGGCCGAACUCACCUGGUUGUCGCUGUCCAACCAGCAGGAGCUCUUUAAGAUAAUGCGGCCGCCGUACUCUUACUCGGCCCUCAUCGCCAUGGCCAUCGAGAACGCCCCGGACAAGAAGCUUACUUUGAGCCAGAUCUAUCAGUACGUGGAGGGCACCUUCCCCUUCUACAAAAAGAGCAAGGCCGGCUGGCAGAACUCCAUUCGUCAUAACCUUUCCCUCAAUGACUGCUUCAAGAAGGUGCCCCGGGAUGAAGAUGACCCAGGGAAAGGAAAUUACUGGACCUUGGACCCAAACUGUGAGAAAAUGUUUGAUCAUGGAAACUUCCGGAGAAAGAGGAAAAAACGAGGGGACCCCAAUGGGACAGGGACACUGGGAUCUGCCUCUAAGUCUGAAGACAGUAGCUCUGGGACCCUCAAAAACCCAGUGGAGAACCUAGGCCUCAUUGACUCCACCUCCCCAGAGUUGCUUAGCUCACCCAGCUCUGGGACUGAAUCCAAACCCCCCUUACUAGCUAUAGAACCCAGCCCAUGUUCCUCUGCCUUCACUUCCACUGUGGGGGCCCUGGCUAAUGGCUGUGGAGUCUUCCCCAGGCACUUCACAGGAUCAGGAAGUGAACCAGUAGGAGACUUAGCUCUGGGGAGGCAGGUGAGCUCUGGCCUCAGUUCCUACCCAGCUUGUUCCAACAUGGUGCAUGGUGUGGAUCUUGGCCCCCAGGCUCAGUCCCAACACAUGAAUGGUCAUUCCACCAGCUUUCAUAACUUCCAUGUCAACAACUUGAUCCAUAGCAGAGAAGGGAGUGAGGUUUAGAGUAAGGGAAGGUAGAUAUUCACAGAAACUAUGGAUCGGGCCCUCCUUCCUUCAACCUUUACUCUUCGCGUCUGGCUAGUAUAGCCUUCAGAGAAGACUGGAGGAAGGAAACAAG
Messenger RNA from Phascolarctos cinereus (koala), 1428 nucleotides. RefSeq names its product forkhead box I2 (gene FOXI2). Lineage: Eukaryota; Metazoa; Chordata; Mammalia; Diprotodontia; Phascolarctidae. Gene Ontology annotation, biological process: anatomical structure morphogenesis; cell differentiation; regulation of transcription by RNA polymerase II. Gene Ontology annotation, molecular function: DNA-binding transcription factor activity, RNA polymerase II-specific; RNA polymerase II cis-regulatory region sequence-specific DNA binding. The record is from RefSeq and is a predicted model, not a curated record.